Molecule: messenger RNA, 1638 nt
Organism: Exophiala spinifera
Lineage: Eukaryota; Fungi; Ascomycota; Eurotiomycetes; Chaetothyriales; Herpotrichiellaceae
Exons: 1
Coding region: 1-1638 (545 amino acids)
Biological process (GO): regulation of DNA-templated transcription; DNA-templated transcription
Cellular component (GO): nucleus
Molecular function (GO): zinc ion binding; DNA-binding transcription factor activity, RNA polymerase II-specific; transcription cis-regulatory region binding
Source: RefSeq, a predicted model, not a curated record
AUGAAGGCCAAAGCCUGCACACGUUGUCGCCAAUGGAAAGUCGGCUGUGACGCCGACGUCUCCGGGCCACAGGGCUGCACACGGUGCCGGGAACAUGGCACGCCCUGCACGUUCGACAGGACGUUUCGGCGCACCGCUAAGAGAACGAAGCUAGCAGAGAUGCAGAAUGAACUUGCUGAGCUGAGAAAAUUGGCCGCAGCCACGGCAAAUUCAACAAAGGGCAACAACACCGAUCCACUUCCUAAACAACCAGCACCGUCGCCACACCCACUUCCCAUCUCCGCUGGAUCAUCGACUCCUAUCGCGCCUGAAGAACCAACCAUUUUGUCUACAAGCACGACCAAUCCAGCCUUGGAAGGCUUAUGCAUCGCCGACAAGUAUCUUGGCGAUAUUCAACUAACUGCCUCACAUGUCAACGAACUCUUCCGUAUCUACUUCACACGCUGUCAUCGGUACCUGCCAUUCAGAAUCUGUAAAUCCAUCGAGGCCAUUUACGAGCGAUGUCCACUGCUCUUCUGGGUCAUCUGCGCCGUGGCCUCUGCCGACACGGCACGAGCACAAUUCGAAGUACCUGUCCGGUGUCUCAUCGCAGACGUCCUCGAUCCUCACAAGAGCAGCACGGUCGAGAUGGUGCAAGGUCUGCUGAUUCUGUGUAUGUGGCCGUUUCCUUUCGCCAACCAAAAGACCGAUUCUUCAUUCAUAUACAGCGGCCUGGCGACGCAGAUCAGUCUCAGCAUUGGCCUGCACCGGCCAGCGAUCGACGCGGGCUUCGACAAUGAGACCACCGAGCACCACCAUUACGGAGACGAAGAGAUCCGAAGAACCACGUGGCUGGCUUGCUUCGUCGUGGCGCAGAUCCAGGCGAGCAGACGCGGCGUCCCUGCGACGGUGGUGGCAGACUACCCGCUCUUGUAUUCCCUCGACAAUCCCGCCGUGCCACACGAGCUCUCGCAACUAUGCUACAUCUCCCACCUCACCGUCGACGCCACUCACGCUCUUGGGGCCCGCGGGUCCAACUCCGCGGGGCUAGUCGAGCCGUCCGCCCGAAUCAGCCUAAUCAAUGUCUUUGGCAAGCAGUUCGACGACGUCCGGCGCCAGCGGUUCCCGCAGCCGAGCGACGUGGUCGAGAUAUUUUUCCUGAGCUCGAGGCUGCAGAUAUGGUCGUUUGCGCUCCACAACGACGUCCCCGUAACGGCCAACAGCGUCCAGAUCAUCUGUCGCGCGCGAGAGGACGCCAUGAGACUGAUCCAGAUCGCGUGCGAGAUGAACCUGUCUCUGGUGCCGUUUUACACGCGGAGGUCUGUGUGUUAUGCCGCCCUCCUCCUUUGCCGGAUCAAGUUGGGCGCGUACGGCUGGGAAGAUGACAUGAUUGAUUUGCAUGUCGAAAGAGCGCGGGAGGCCCUCGGCGUGUCUGAGGGGCCCAAGCUGUCGCAGUUCAUUGCUUUCGUCACGUCUCCAGAUAACAAAGAGGCCUUUGUACAGGCUAGUAUGGACAAAAGAUCGCCGCAUCGUUCGCGACUCGGUGCCUUUUUGGUGUUUGAUUUUCAUCAGGUUUACAUGGAUAUACAGCAGAACACUAUAUUGUUUUCUUCUGACUUUUGGGACUUUGAAAAUCUGCCCUGGACGGAGUUUCCAUGA